AUGUCGUCGACGACGGUGAAGCCGACGUCGUACCCAGCCAUCGCCAACGCGCCGCUCGUCGGCCUUGCCGAAGGCAACGGCACCUUCUCCAACCUCCACCUCGCCGUCCUCCUCGUCGUUGUUCCUUACUUUGUCAAGUCUUGGACGCCGAUUGUCAACCGUGGAGGUUUCAAGACCUAUCUCUUCGUCGCGCUCCUCACGGGCGUGCCCACCGCCGUCGGCUACUGGGCGCUGAUGUCCCACAUUGGUGGAAGGAAGAACACCAAAGUCGAGCUGCCCGGGAACGAUAUCGAGACGUAUAUCACCAUCAAGGACCCCAAGCUCAAGGAAUUGUAUAAUGGCAAGAACAAGAUCCCUAUGCAGGUCUUCCACGACGCGUAUUUCGACGGCAAGAUUGAUGUUAAUGGUGAUAUGCUUGAGAUUCUUGAACAACGACAUGAUUGGGCCAAGUUCAACUUUACAUGGGCGCUGUUCAAAUAUGUGUUGACGGUGUUCAUCCCUGAGGUGAUCUUGCAUACUCAGCGACAGGAUGAGGAGCAGGUUAGGGGGCAUUAUGAUCGUGGUGAUGAUUUCUAUGAGUGGUUCCUCGGUCCUCGUAUGAUCUAUACUUCUGGUGUUAUUCGCAACCCCGACAUCGAAGAGUCGCUCGAGACCCUCCAGGACAACAAGUUGGCUAUCGUUUGUGACAGGCUCGACCUCCAGCCUGAGGACAAGAUGCUCGAUAUUGGCUGCGGCUGGGGCACCCUCGUCACCUACGCCGCCAAGAACUUUGGCUGCGACGCAACUGGUGUUACGCUCUCCAAGAACCAGGCGCAAUUCGGUACUGAGCGCAUUGCGAAGAACGGCGUCCCCUCGACCAAGGCCCGCAUCCUCUGCCACGACUACCGCGAGAUCCCUGCUGGUACCACCUACAACAAGAUUUCCUGCCUCGAGAUGUCUGAGCACGUUGGUGUCCGCCGCUACUCGCAGUUCUGCAGCCAACUUUAUGAUCUGUUGGAUGAUGACGGUCUGUUGUUCUAUCAAGUUUCUGGGUUCAGGCAGACUUGGCAGUUUGAGGAUUUGAUUUGGGGUCUCUUCAUGAACAAGUACAUCUUCCCUGGUGCCGAUGCCUCCUGCUCGCUCGGAUGGCACGUUACCAAGCUUGAGCAAGCUGGCUUCGAAGUGAAGAACAUUGACGUUCUCGGUGUCCACUACUCCGCUACCCUCUGGAGAUGGUACAAGAACUGGAUGAGCAACAAGGAUAAGGUCAUUGCCAAGUACGGAGAGAGGUGGUUCAGGAUCUGGACGUACUUCUUGGCUUCUGCUACUAUUGCUAGCCGACAAGGAAGCGCUUCCAUCUUCCAGAUGACCCUCCACAAGAACUUGAACGCCUACCACCGUAUCAAGGGUGUCAAGAGCCACACUUCCAUUCACAUCAAGCUUGACAAGGAGCCUUCGCUCGUUGAGUAA
Coprinopsis cinerea okayama7#130 is the source of this 1449-nucleotide messenger RNA. Its product is annotated as sphingolipid C9-methyltransferase. The record is from RefSeq and is a predicted model, not a curated record. The transcript has 7 exons. Bases 1 to 1449 code for a protein of 482 amino acids. Gene Ontology annotation, biological process: cellular response to biotic stimulus. NCBI's taxonomy places the organism in Eukaryota, Fungi, Basidiomycota, Agaricomycetes, Agaricales, Psathyrellaceae.